Messenger RNA from Girardinichthys multiradiatus, 1602 nucleotides. RefSeq names its product TruB pseudouridine (psi) synthase family member 2 (gene trub2). Lineage: Eukaryota; Metazoa; Chordata; Actinopteri; Cyprinodontiformes; Goodeidae. Gene Ontology annotation, molecular function: pseudouridine synthase activity; RNA binding. The transcript has 8 exons. The coding region runs from base 142 to 1152 and encodes 336 amino acids. Gene Ontology annotation, biological process: RNA processing; pseudouridine synthesis. The record is from RefSeq and is a predicted model, not a curated record.
GUUCAUCCGUUUGUGUACGCAUGCGCAAAAGUUCACGUGCGGAAACGACUUACUCUGACGACAACAAAUCUAGGAUUAUUGCAAAGUAUCAAAUAAUGUAGUUUAUUUUCAGUGAAGUCGAAGUGGGUUGGUGCUGGAGCCAUGAGGAGUCCGGCUGUGCGCAUGUUCCGCAGCUUAGAGGGGCUGUUCUGUGUCUACAAACCCGCAGGAGUGCACUGGAAGCUGGUGAGGGACACCAUCGAGACUAAUCUUCUGAAAGGUGUGAACGCCACAUCUGCUCAGCCUCUUCCUCAUGAAGUUCGCUUCUUAUCAAACCCCAACAAUAAGCCUGAAGCAGCCGGAGGACUCGCACUGCGUGCUGCCGCUGUCCCGGUCCUGUCCAAGCACCCUCUGGUGACUGGACCUGAAUUUCAGCAUAUUAAGGUCGGAGUGGGUCACCUCCUGGAUGCUUCAUCUUCUGGUGUUCUCGUGCUUGCAGUGGGGAAUGGGAACAGGACCCUGAAUGAUCUCUACAGGACACGGACCACAAGGGAGUACACGCUUGAAUGUGAAUUUGGGACGGCAACACAUGAUUUUUCUCAGAUGGGUCGAGUUGUGGAAAGGUCCACUUAUGAUCACAUUACACUGGACAAGAUGGAGAGAGUGAUAUCCAUGCUGGAGGGAGCCAAUCAGAAAGCCCUGAGAAUGUCUUCCAGUGUAGACAUGAGCUCACAGGAAGCGUAUGAGUUGGCGGUUAAAGGUUUACUGGGUCCAGACGGGAAAUCGGUUCCUAUUUUGACAGGCUUACGAUGCAUUCACUUCCAGCCACCAAACUUCACCUUGGAGGUGCGGUGCCUAAAUGAAACUCAAAAAUAUUUGCGCAAAGUCGUGCACGAGAUGGGACUUGAGCUGCGCAGCACGGCGGUGUGUAAGGGAGUGAGGCGAACCAGAGACGGGCCCUUCACCCUGCAGGAUGCUCUGACCCGCCACCACUGGACCGCCGCUGAUGUUAUGCAGGCUAUUCAGCAAUACCGCUCAAAAAAGAGAAGCAAGAAAGGCUCAAGGACACUAGCUGAUAAAGCAGUGUUACAGACAUCUGAGGAAACACUCACAGUCUCUCAGGAAAACGAAGCUGAUAAGGAAACAGCGAUAGCUGAAGUGCAAUGCAGCUAAUGUAGGUGAACUGCUGAGGGGUUAAAGAAAGAAAACAAAUACUGACAUUUCACAGCUCAGCUAAGUUGAUAAAUAAUUUUUAUUACCAGAGGUGCUGGUAACAAUGUCAAACAAGUGUUAAAAAGGCAAAUGCUUCUCAAAUAUAUCGGGUUAUAUCCAGUUGUGACUCUACAGUUGCAGUCUGAAGUUUACUCCUCACGAGCAUAAAUGUUAUUAGCGCUUUGGUUUAAUUUAAUCAUCAGCAAGUCUCUUCCCUUCUGUUAGGAUGAUCAGGAAAACCAGGAUCGCAGCUUAAAUACUAAUCAGAAUAAUUUAUGCUUUCCAAGAAUUUGCUGUAGAAAACGUCCCCGUUUCAACUCUUGGGAACAAAAGGGAUCAUGUGACAAGUUUAAACAUAACAGGAUAGGCUUGUGAAAGUAUUGCUAGGAGCAAUAAAACCCUCCAAACAAC